Aspergillus pseudotamarii is the source of this 720-nucleotide messenger RNA. Its product is annotated as SDR family NAD(P)-dependent oxidoreductase. The record is from RefSeq and is a predicted model, not a curated record. NCBI's taxonomy places the organism in Eukaryota, Fungi, Ascomycota, Eurotiomycetes, Eurotiales, Aspergillaceae. Bases 1 to 720 code for a protein of 239 amino acids. The transcript is spliced from 3 exons.
AUGGACGGAACAAGCCUCACUGGCAAAGUGGCAAUUGUCAGUGGUUCCUCAUCAGGAAUCGGCGCUGCAAUCAUACGAGAGCUCUCAUCCCGUGGCGCCAAUACAGUGGUGAACUACCCAUUCGCUCACUUGAAGGAGGAAGCAGACAACUUGGUGGGCUCUCUGCCCUCGCCAUCUAUUGCCGUUGACGCGAAUAUGUCAUUAGUUACAUCUCCACAGAAGCUAGUAGACGCUGCAGUUUCAAAAUGGGGUCAAAUUGAUAUUGUGGUCAAUUGUGUCGCGCUUGCCGUGAACAAGCCAUUUGAAUCACAGACUCUAGAAGACUGGGACCUGUUAGUCAAUACAAAUGGACGGAGGCGUGGGAGGAUUGUGAAUAUCGUCAGCAUUUCCGGUCGUGGACCUCCACCAAACCAGACCAUCUAUGCGGGAACAAAAGGGAUGGUGGACUCUUUCACAAAAUGCUGGGCUAAAGAGCUGCCACCCAAAUAUGGUUGCACAGUUAAUGCUGUCAGUCCUGGUCCUACGAAGACUGAAGGCUUUGCGGCUGCCGGUGAAGACCAAAUGAAGAUUCUGCAGCCGAUUAUCGACCAAACACCGGUUGGACCGAGAAUGGCAGAGCCAGAGGAGGUCGCUUUUGCGGUCGCAUUUCUGUGUGAGGAGCGUGCAAGAUGGAUCAAUGGAGCACAUAUUGUUGCAUCUGGUGGGCUUUCCAUUGACUAA